Perkinsus marinus ATCC 50983 is the source of this 888-nucleotide messenger RNA. RefSeq lists its product as hypothetical. The transcript has a single exon. The record is from RefSeq and is a predicted model, not a curated record. Gene Ontology annotation, cellular component: membrane. Lineage: Eukaryota; Perkinsozoa; Perkinsida; Perkinsidae. The coding region runs from base 1 to 888 and encodes 295 amino acids.
AUGGGUUGCUGUACCGUCUUUUCGAAGCUCGUCCACUACAUGAUGGACACUAUCAUAUUCCUCAUGGGUGCCGGCAUCCUCGCGGUUUCCAUCUAUCUGCUGGCUUCUAAUUUCGAAGGUUUCGUCGAUGAAUGGUGGGUCUGGCUGACACUUGCUGGUGGUAUUGUUCUCAUCAUCGGUGGCAUCAUGGGGUGCAUUGGCACUAAGUUGGGCCAGAAGUGGCUACUUGCACUAUAUGCUGUAUUACCCGGCAUCAUGCUGGCCAUCAUCGUCGCUGCUGCUAUUGCUGCUUCGGUUUACCUUUCCUAUACCAACGACCUGUCGGACAAGAGCCCUGCUGAACUCAACGUCUUGGACAACGAUUCGAACACUUACGAGGUUUACGAGCACAUUCGACAAGCUUAUGGCGAUCUGUGGACGGAUAAGAAAUGUGACGUUAGUUGUGAAAUAACGAGUUUGGCAACAAUAGAAUGUGGUGAAGUCAGUUGUGAUGACGGCACUAUCGAGGACUGGAUGAACGACUGGAUUGACGAUGGUGCUCCUCGUGUGUCAGCUCCAUCUUUCGAAGCUUGCCGGAUUCUUAGUCUCGGAGCUGAUGGUAUCGGUCUGAGCAUAUCGGCAGCUACUGCCUGGUGUGCUAGUAAUACUGCUGUCAUCGAUGAUGUCAACGACUGGACUCUGGGUGUUAUGAUUGCUCUAUGGGUUGUGGCCGGAGUUCUCUUGCUUUUACUCAUCGCUAACUGUGUGUUGUUGAAGAGGAAAGACAACAGUAAGUCUCGCGAUGUUGUUAUCAUCGCUCCAACCAAUGCUAAUACUCCUGCUGAUUCGAGUGCCUUCCUGGGCACUCCUCAACACGUGAAUGCUGGUAACCCUGCGAUUGCUGUAUGA